AUGCCGUCCCAAAAGUCUUUCCGCACCAAGCAGAAGCUUGCAAAGGCUCAGAAGCAGAACCGCCCCAUCCCCCAGUGGAUCCGCCUGAGGACAAACAACACCAUCAGGUACAACGCCAAGAGAAGGCAUUGGCGCAAGACUCGUCUCGGUAUCUAG
Molecule: messenger RNA, 156 nt
Organism: Boeremia exigua
Lineage: Eukaryota; Fungi; Ascomycota; Dothideomycetes; Pleosporales; Didymellaceae
Product: putative 60S ribosomal protein L39
Exons: 3
Coding region: 1-156 (51 amino acids)
Biological process (GO): translation
Cellular component (GO): ribosome; cytosolic large ribosomal subunit
Molecular function (GO): structural constituent of ribosome
Source: RefSeq, a predicted model, not a curated record